Manihot esculenta (cassava) is the source of this 2393-nucleotide messenger RNA. RefSeq names its product mannosyltransferase APTG1. Gene Ontology annotation, biological process: GPI anchor biosynthetic process. Gene Ontology annotation, molecular function: alpha-1,2-mannosyltransferase activity. Bases 277 to 1905 code for a protein of 542 amino acids. Gene Ontology annotation, cellular component: endoplasmic reticulum membrane. The record is from RefSeq and is a predicted model, not a curated record. Lineage: Eukaryota; Viridiplantae; Streptophyta; Magnoliopsida; Malpighiales; Euphorbiaceae. The transcript is spliced from 9 exons.
UGCGCUUAUGCCCACUUAACCAAGCAAGUUCACUCUUGUUUCUUUCACUCGUCAAAUCUCCUCUUGCAAAAAAAGGGUCACUUCCACCGCACCCAUCAGGUCUUCCACCUCACCACCGUCAAUAGUCGCUUCGUUUUAUUGAUUCUUACUGCCUGCAAUUACAUCCCACCAGCGGUUCUUCUCUUUCUAUCUCUCUCUGUCUUAAGGAACAUUAGCUGCUUGGUGUAUUUGAGUAGAUUCCGGUCUUCGUUUCUCUUGUUGCCAGUUGUGCGAAGAAUGAGGCAGAGACAGAGUGCAGCUGAAUCACCACCCCCUAAACUCACACCUCAAAACGCUGAUCAUUCCAAACAAGGAGGAGAAACAAAAUCCCAGAAAUCCAACAACUUUUCCUCUUCAAAGAAUAUAUUUGCAUUGUGUCUAGCUUUUCGAAUAGCAAAUUCUCUGCUGAUACAAACAUAUUUCAAUCCAGAUGAGCACUGGCAAGCCCUUGAAGUUGCUCAUCGCAUAGUAUUCGGGUACGGGCACUUGACUUGGGAGUGGAAGAAGGGUAUUCGAAGCUAUUUGCAUCCUUUGGUGUUUGCUUUGCUGUUCAAAGUUCUUGCACUAUUAGGUCUUGAUACUCCAUGGUUUAUGACCAAGGCUCCACGAUUGCUGCAAGCACUGUUUUCUGCAGUUGGUGAUUUGUACUUGUACAAACUUUCUUAUGCUUUCUUCGAUUUUUCUGUGGCAAAAUGGGCACUUUUCUCUCAAUUAACAAACUGGUUCAUUUUUUUCUGCUUCAACCGUACAUUGUCCAAUAGCUUGGAAACUGUUCUUACACUGGUGGGUUUGUAUCAUUGGCCCUGUAUGAGAAAUUAUCCUAGUAAAAUAUCAUUGCAUUCAAGGAAAUGGGGUUUGAUAGUAGCUGCAUUAGCUUGUGCAAUUCGACCAACAAGUGCUAUCAUCUGGGUUUACGUUGGCAUUCUUGAGCUUUUUCUCACUCGUGAUAGAUUGAGGUUCGUUGUUCUGGAGGUGGUUCCAAUUGGGGGUUUGGUGCUUGGUCUUUCAUGUUUGUUGGAUCGUUUGAUGUAUGGCUCGUGGGUCAUAGUGCCUCUUAAUUUUCUUAAGUUCAAUUUUCUUUCCUCUGGCGGAGAUUAUUAUGGAACUCACAAAUGGCACUGGUACUUCUCUCAGGGAUUUCCUGUCAUGCUCUUCACUUUCUUACCAUUUUCAAUAGCUGGCAGCAUGAAGUCUAAAUGUUGGAAGCUUUCUGGUCUUAUUGCAUGGGUCCUAAUUCUUUACAGUGUAUUGGGUCACAAAGAAUUCAGGUUUGUCUUGCCUGUGCUACCAAUAGCUUUGGUCUUUGCUGGUUAUGCAUUAUCUAUUAUGGCAAGACCUGAUUCUCCGCAUGCUAAGAGGAAAGGUUCUUCAAAGUAUCAUACCAAAUGGCCUUCAAAAAUAGUUUUCGCUGUCAUCUUCUUGUUAGCAACCAAUAUUCCAAUGGCAAUCUAUAUGAGUUUGGUUCAUCAGAGAGGAACUGAGGAUGUAAUGAUCUACCUAUCCAAAGAAGCCCGCAAUGAGAAAGUGAAGAGUAUCCUAUUCUUAAUGCCCUGCCAUGCCACACCUUACUACUCUACUCUCCAUAGAAAUCUGCCAAUGCGUUUUCUAGACUGCACACCGAGUGAAGAGAAAGGAAUCCCUGAUGAGUCGGAUCGUUUCCUAUUGGAUCCUGUUGGGUUUACAUCAGAAUUGGCAAAAAACUGGUCUCUGCCGAGUCAUGUUGUAUUAUUUGAAUCUGAGGAGAAACUGUUGAAGAAUUUCCUGAUUUCGCAUUCUUUCAGAGAGAUAAAGAGGUUUUUCCAUGCUCACUUCAAGGUGGACCGAGAUCUUCAAGCAUCAGUUGUUGUCUAUGCUUUAAAUGAUUAAAUUCAAUUGUUUCCUGGAAGCAGUCUUUGCAUCAGAAUCCGCCUUCUAAGAAUUCUCUACUACUUUCAUUUCGGUAGACUUGAACAAUUUGAUUUCUAAAACAGCUGAGGUGCGUUGCACUUCAACAAGAGAAUAUGGAAGUUGGGAUUGCUGUACAUUGCAAUUAUCAGAUAGUAAUUUACUUACAAUAGUUUCCCUGGUAUGGAGACUGUUAUUUUGAAGAAUUUUCUCAUUGAAACCAAAAGUAUUGAUGGUGUUGAUAAUUGGAGUUGUCGAGGUCUUUGGAUGCUGUGGUGUAGAAGGAAGAUUUUGCAGAUGGGAUUAUUAAAGCUGAUUGAGGAGAGGGAGCCGGAGACGCAUGACGAAGAGGAAGAAGCUUAUGGGUUGUUACUCUGUCCCCUGUUUGUUUUUUUUCAAGUGCUUAAUAAUUUAAAAAUAUAAAAUUAAUUCUUACAUUAAAAAUAAAUUAUUCGUUUUAUUCGUGCAUA